Molecule: messenger RNA, 571 nt
Organism: Prorocentrum cordatum
Lineage: Eukaryota; Dinophyceae; Prorocentrales; Prorocentraceae
Source: the annotation of a GenBank genome assembly
GCGCAGGAUGGCGUCCGCCAGCACGAAGCAGGCCGGAGACGAGAGCUGGCCAGCGGCAAUCCCAAAGGUGAGCACCGGGAUCGUGAAGACCGAGCACAGGCAGGGCCACAGGCCGUUCCAGUCGUACAGCCUCCCGAGCUGGGUCCGGCACCCCGACAACCAGAAGCGCUGCAUGUACCUCCAGCCCGAGUGUGGCAUGUUCGACGGCCAGGGGUUCAGGAUGCUUGAGAAGGCUACCCCGGAGGAGCUGAACGCUCAGGAUGCACUGGGAGGCUGGACUCCGCUGCACUGGGCCGUGCUGUCUGACAACCCGAAGGCGGUCAUCUGGCUCCUGAACCACGGGGCCGACAAGGAUAUCCAGGACAACAACGGCAAAAAGGCCGAGGAUCUGAUCCAAGACCACUGGGGGGAAAUGUACCAGCGUUACUGGGAGGCCGGACUUACGAAAGAUGGCUUGCCGCAGCCGGAUAAAGUCAUGCCAAAGCGGGUAAAGCAGAUGCAGAACGCGUUCAAGCUUGAUUCGUCUGGCAAUGAGUUCGACAUUCCUGGGUACAGUGCCAUCCAAGUAUAA